AUGAAAGAACAGUUUUUUUGUCGGUUGUUUGGACCAACCGAGCGCGAGCGGGCAGUGCACGGCGCGGAGAGCCGUUCGCUGCUGCCAGCUAUCACGAGGUUUAGCGAAUACCUGGACCAUUUUGUCCGGAUGCCGGAGAUGUUGUUAGAGAUUGAGUUUUACUUUGCCCUUACGAUGCUUGGCAUGGCGGAGAACCUGCUGUCGUUGCUGCUCCUUCCACUCAAGUGCAUUGUGGCCUUCUCACGUCUCGAGCGGCGUGACGUUGUGGCACUGGUGCUAAUCGCCGUUGGAAUGCUCACAUACUGCUUCCUCUCCCUCUACACAACGCAGCUGUACGCCUACCUCUACCACGUGGUGCGCCGCACCUCCUUCAUCAAGCUUGUGAUGGUCUUCAACAUCCUUGACGUCGCGGACCGGCUCCUGUCGGCCCUCUCGCAGGAAGUGAUUGAGGUUCUGACGAUGUGCGUGCAAAAUUGGGACAAGGCAAAGCCGCCGCAGCGGGGACCGGCCGUCGUGUUCGCGCAUUCUCUGUGGCUUCCCGUAGGCAGCGCCGUGAUCUCGGUGGUGUGCGUCGCGGUCCACGCGGUGACACUACUGAUGUCCGUGGUCACGCUCAACGUCGCGGUAAACGCGGAGGGUCACCUGCUGCUGGCGCUGAUGGUGGGCACCAACCUCAGCGAGGUGAAGGGGGUGGCAUACAAGAAACAUAACCGGGAGUCGCUGUUUCAGGUGACGGCUGCCGACGCUGUGGAGCGCCUAAAAUUUUUGCUCUUUGUUCUUGUCAUGGUGCUGCAGCACAUGCACGAGCGGUUCCACGUGCUGGACGUCGCUGACAUGCUUCUGGUGCUUCUAGCGGAGGUGCUUGUUGACUUUACAAAGCACCUCUUUGUGGCGAAGUUUAAUGGCAUCUCCCUCAGCGUCUACCGCAGCUACUCGCAGCUCGCGAUACUCGACAUGGCGGCGGAAACGGUGCUUUGGCGGCUCGGCGCCAAGUUUCAUAUCCGCUGCACGGAUGACCCGCUGCUGCACGUCGACAACGUCAAGGCGCUGUUAUCGGCGAGCGACGGCUUCUUCCCAAAGCAUGUUAGACGCACUGGGUUUAUACCCGUGCCCUAUGCGGCAUUACUGCUGUGGAGCGUCUACCCAUUUGCCUCCCUCCUGCUCCUCCGCGCGCCGCUGCUGUUUGCUUUGGCUCUCACGGUUGUUGUUUUGCUGAAACUUCUCGUCUCAGAGUUCAUCCGAGGUGUUGCGGCGCGAUUUGUCGUGCGAUCCCUUAUUGUGCUGCAACACCGUGAACCUCGUCGAGGCGGUAGGGAGUCUGCCGAUAUCUUGUUUGGUGUCUCACCGCUUGGCACACCGUCCCCCGCGCCGCUGAACUGUGGCCCGGAGAGUGUCGACGGCGGCCCCGUUGCCACGCUGCAGCUCACGUCGUUUCUUUGCACUCUUUUAACCCUGGAGCCGUUUGACCUCCAGGCCGGGAAGGUGAAAAAGUAG
Messenger RNA from Trypanosoma rangeli, 1494 nucleotides. RefSeq names its product putative membrane receptor protein. The transcript has a single exon. Lineage: Eukaryota; Euglenozoa; Kinetoplastea; Trypanosomatida; Trypanosomatidae. Gene Ontology annotation, biological process: maintenance of protein localization in endoplasmic reticulum. The coding region runs from base 1 to 1494 and encodes 497 amino acids. Gene Ontology annotation, cellular component: endoplasmic reticulum membrane. The record is from RefSeq and is a predicted model, not a curated record.